UGCAAAACACCACAUUUUUAGGGUUGUAAAACUCACGCGACUUUUGUUAUUUUUGGGAGUGGUUUUUGUUUGUUAAUUUAUUUGCGUUUUUUUACGGCUUUGCUUAUCAAUUGCAAGCUAAUAGAAGUCGCCUAAAACUUCCGGUACACCCAGCUGGUGAAGAUGAAGUCCUGGGAGAUAGCCCUGGUGGUCGUCGCUGCCGUUUACUUGUGCUCGCAAGUGAGUUUUGUGGCCGGCUUGGAGUGCUAUGUGUGCUCCAACCAGACGGGAAACACGGAGAAAUGCCUGAACACCAUCAAGACCUGUGAGCCCUUUGAAAAUGUCUGCGGCACGGAGAUCCGCUGGGGAUCCCAGCCGUACUUCUCGGAGGGUGCCCUCAAGCAGUAUUACGUGUCCAAGCGCUGCAUGACCAAGGAGCAGUGCCAGUCCAAGCGGAAGCGGUACAUGCAGCUGUACUGCACCCACAUCUGGUACGAGGAUUGGGCGUGCAACGAGUGCUGUCAGGGCGACCGCUGCAACUACUUUGUGAUUAGCGGAGCUACUUCAAGGCAGGGCUAUGGUGUACACUGGACCCUGGGUAUUGCACUCUUGGGCAUGACAGUAUGGCUUAUGCCGUGGUCUUAGUCUCGAGUAACCACAUCCCUUUAUCCAACGAUUGAUUUAUUAAUUUCGACAAAAGCCGUCCAUAAGCUAAGUAAAAUACCAUUCAUUUUAAUUUCCCCUUGUGGAAUAGAAACCGUCCAACUAGUGCCUUGACUCUCGCUCGAAUAUUUUACUAAUUUUAGUAAAGUAAGUAACGUUUCAUGCGUUUAGCAUGAUUUCAAAGACAAUUUAUAGGAGAUCUUUAUAACUAUUAAGAGCAAGCCUUCGAAUAUGUAUGCAUUCCAAAAGAGAAUCAUUUCGACGGAAGAUUGUAUCUUCUUUGUUCGCCUUAAAAAGUAAAAGAAUCUCAGACUCCGAGCUCAAAAGAAUACUUUUCUUUCCCUUACGAAUUUUAUACAUUCCUUUAUAGAAAUCAAAUAAUUCCACAAUAAGUAUUAUUUCAUUAUUUACACAACCUAAAGGCCAUGCUGAUGCCGAUUUACAAAUAAUAUUAAGCAACCAAUAGAAAACCCAAACUUGAGGCAAAAAUACCAUAAUGGUAACAAUUUUAGAACCAAGAAAAUGCCUUAAUUAUAACCACUGUUGUAUCUUAGAAUCUCACACCCCCAUUACACACAAUAAAGCAAUUCUGACGUCUGUUUGGCGCUUUAAUAUACAAAUAUA
Molecule: messenger RNA, 1266 nt
Organism: Drosophila serrata
Lineage: Eukaryota; Metazoa; Arthropoda; Insecta; Diptera; Drosophilidae
Gene: cold
Product: coiled
Source: RefSeq, a predicted model, not a curated record